AUCUCUGUGUUGUGUGUUCCUUGGACUUGAUCUCAGGCUAUAAGUGUCACACUUCCUCGGUUCGGACAAGAAACAUAAAGAUGACAAAAAUCUUAGGAAUAGAUUUCGCGCCUCUCCACAUACCGAUGGAGCGUCGACUCCAGACAUUAGCAGUUCAGCAAUGGACGCUGUCCUUUUUGUUCCUGGGAUUUGGAUGUUUAUUUUUCAUGAUUUAUUUACUAUUUACAUCCUUUUACUGGAUCCCACUAUUAUACAUGGCCUUCUACGUUUACGAUAGAAAGAAGUCAGCUCAAGGUGGACGACGAUGUCAAUGGAUACGAGAAUGGGCUGUGUGGAGAUAUUUUCAGCGAUACUUUCCUAUAACUUUGAUAAAAACAGUGGAUCUGGAUCCUAAUAAGAACUAUAUAAUGGGUUUUCAUCCUCAUGGAAUACUCAGUGUUAGUGCUUUCUGCCACUUUGCUACUGAAGGUUCUGGCUGGAGCAAAACAUUUCCGGGCAUUACGCCAUACUUACUGGUACUUCCGGGCCAUUUCCAAUUUCCUGUAUAUAGGGAUUACUUCAUGGCAGGUGGGGCAGUUGAAGCUACAGCAAAAAGUAUGAAAUUCCUUUUGACGAGGCAUGGGACAGGAAAUGCUCUUGGUCUAGUAGUGGGCGGAGCUUUAGAAGCAUUAGAGGCAUUUCCGGGAAAGUUUAAUUUGAAACUCGCAAAGAAGAAAGGUUUUAUCAAAGUGGCACUUCGGACGGGGGCAUGUUUAGUUCCGAUGUUCUCUUUUGGUGAGCACGAAUUGUUUGUACAAGCAGAGAAUCCUGAGGGAUCCCGACUGAGAAACCUCCAAAACUGGUUGACAAAAUACACUGGGUUCUCUCCCCCUGUUUUUCACGGACGAGGAAUGUUCAACUACACGUUCGGUCUAGUUCCAUACAGAAUUCCUGUCUACACAGUUGUCGGUGCUCCAAUACAAGUCGAAAAAGACGAGGAUCCCUCUCAGGAGAAAAUUGAUGCACUCCAUAAAAAGUACUUAGAAGAAUUAGAAAAACUAUUUGAAACGCACAAAUUAAAGUAUGGUGUUCCUGAAGACAAGCAUUUGCAUUUUAUAGAGUAAUUUCUACGAUGACCUUGAUUAGGACAAAUACUACAAUAUACUGAUUUUCGCUAAGGAUUUUCCCACCACAUGCAGAUUUAAUCGAUACGUAUGUUUUAAUAUUUACGCAAAAUGUGUUAUUGAUAUAUAAUAUAUGUAACGUGGCAUUAUAGCGUUAACUAUUUUUAUAUGCGUUGAUCAAAGCGGCUGCCAUGGGCCUGGUCUUCCGCUGCAUCUUGUUUAUAUUUAGGUUAAUAAAGUUGUUUUUGUU
This is a messenger RNA of Saccostrea echinata, 1353 nucleotides long. Its product is annotated as 2-acylglycerol O-acyltransferase 2-like. The transcript has 5 exons. The record is from RefSeq and is a predicted model, not a curated record. The coding region runs from base 81 to 1103 and encodes 340 amino acids. Gene Ontology annotation, cellular component: endoplasmic reticulum membrane. NCBI's taxonomy places the organism in Eukaryota, Metazoa, Mollusca, Bivalvia, Ostreida, Ostreidae. Gene Ontology annotation, molecular function: diacylglycerol O-acyltransferase activity. Gene Ontology annotation, biological process: triglyceride biosynthetic process.